Messenger RNA from Oldenlandia corymbosa var. corymbosa, 471 nucleotides. NCBI's taxonomy places the organism in Eukaryota, Viridiplantae, Streptophyta, Magnoliopsida, Gentianales, Rubiaceae. The record is from the annotation of a GenBank genome assembly.
AUGCCAUCUGGGGUGGUUGCCCCUUCUCGAUCGCCUAGUGAGUCUUCAAGCGACAGCUCUUCUUUUGGCUAUUGUUCUUCCUUUGGUGGUGGGUCGCAAGGUGAGACUGCUCCCGAGGAGAAGGCUCGCAACGGAGUUUGCUUGCCUACCAGAGACAAGACCUCAUUGCCCCAAGAUAAUGUUAGGGUUGAGGACGCCACUCGUCUCAGGGAACCCCCACAGAAUUUGGGGGGUGGUAGUCCAGGCGUACCAGAAGUGGUGUUGAUCGACUUCCCCGUUGGGGGCGACCCAUUGUGCAGUGUUGCCGUAUUACUGCUUGCAGAUGGAGUUGCAACUGGAAAGGGGUCCAAUUCUGCAAACAUGUUUGGGGAUAGGAUGGUAUCCGUGCACAUUCUUGAUCCCAAUGUAAAUGUAGAGGAGUCGCUUUUUUACCACCGGAUUGUUUCCUGUAUUUUGAAUGCGCACCACUAA